Messenger RNA from Brassica oleracea var. oleracea, 1593 nucleotides. RefSeq names its product thioredoxin domain-containing protein 2-like. The coding region runs from base 155 to 1540 and encodes 461 amino acids. The record is from RefSeq and is a predicted model, not a curated record. NCBI's taxonomy places the organism in Eukaryota, Viridiplantae, Streptophyta, Magnoliopsida, Brassicales, Brassicaceae. The transcript is spliced from 2 exons.
ACAUAAAUCUUCUUUGACCAUCCCUUCACCUUCACUUUCAUCAUUUCUCGGGAGAUAAAAAGAAAAUUUAAGAAAGAGAUCAGAGAGAAAGAGAGACAAUACUUUUAUCAUUACCUAACACACACAAAAAAAAAAGUCUCUGUGUUUGGGCGAGAUGGGAAACUGCGCCAUCAAGCCAAAGGUUCUAAAAGAUUCCGACGAGGAUCUUAUUCCGGUUGAGCGAGACACGACGGUUCAUAACAAGGAUUCGGGUGAAAAGAGCAAGAACAAUGCUCCUAACGCGGCGGAUGAAGAAGCGGCUGCGGCACGGCGGAGCGAGAAAGGAAAAGAGAUUUUGAUUGAAGAUGAUGCGGAGGAUGGAAACAGCAAACGCCAGUCUCUCAGUCUCUUGUUUCAUGAGGACAAGGCAAUAGUUAAAGAACUAACGGGUCAUUCUCCGGCAAAACCAGUGAUUAACAACAACAAAAGUAAUGUUUCUUCAGAGGUUUCAAAGCUUGAUGAUGUUUCUGCUCCGGUGACUUCUAAUGUAAAAGCUCCAGAAACAUUUGACGUUCAAACUCGAGAUGACCUUCAUGUCAAGAUUCCAAAUGAAUCAAAGGUCAAGACUCCUGAGACGCCUAAAGCUAAAGAAGCUGAAGAAAAAGAAGUUAAUUAUUCAGAGAACUGGGAAGUUAAGUUUCCAGAGGAAUCAGAAGCUACGAACAAAUCUGAAGCUGUCAAGGUUGUAGAAGAGUCGAAACCUCUACAAGUUUCUGCUCCUAUAUUAUCUGAAGUGAAGGUUGCAAAAGAGAGAGAUGUUCCGGAGGUCUUGGAGGAUAAGAGUGUUUCAAAAGUUAGUGAGGUUCAUGCUCCUACUGAAUUGUCUGAAGUGAAGGUUACUAAAGAGCCAGAGGUUCAUGAGGUCUUGGAGGAUAAGAAUGUUUCAAAAGCUUAUGAAGUUGAUGCUCCUCCUAAAUUGUCUGAAGUGAAGGGUACAAAAGAGUCAGAUGUUCCUAAGGUUUUAGAGGAUAACAAUGUUUCAAAAGAUUCUGAGGUUCCUACUCCUCCUGAACUAUCUGAAAUAAAGGUUACAAAAGAGUCAGAUGUUCAUGAGGUCUCGGAGGAUAAGAAUGUUCCAGAGGUUUCUAAGGGCAAGACUGAUGUAGUUAAAGCCGCAGAGUCAGAACUUCUAAAAGUGGCAGAGGUUCAAUCAUCUAAAGAUUUGGAGAUUAAAGUUCCAAAAGUUUCUGAAGUGAAGAGUACUCCUGAAACAUCAAACGUUAAGGCUGGAUCAGAAGUGAAGACUCCUGAAAAAUGGAACGUUAAGGUUGGAUUUGAAGUCAAGACUGAUCAAGAAGCAUCUAAAGUAAAGACUACAAAAGAAAAAGAGUUUCUAGACGCACAAGAGAAGAUUGAUAGAUCUGAAGCUAGGAUUCUUGAGGACAUUAAACUCUCGGAAGAGAAUAUGGCAGUGACGGGUAAAGCAGAGGAAGGAAAAAAAGGUUUGUCUUUUGAGAAGAAAGUCAAAGGGGUUACAAUGUCUGACUUAGAUAACAAAUGAGUUAUAGAAGAGUCAGAGAAAUUACGUAAUAUGUUUUUAUUUUUAAAUAUGGG